Molecule: messenger RNA, 520 nt
Organism: Babesia bovis T2Bo
Lineage: Eukaryota; Apicomplexa; Aconoidasida; Piroplasmida; Babesiidae
Exons: 2
Coding region: 7-513 (168 amino acids)
Source: RefSeq, a predicted model, not a curated record
AAAAGUAUGGAUCCACUGGCAUUUCUGGAACGUGAAUGCCUUAAGAAAAACAUAUAUGUAAAUACCGCCAACGAUCAAGAGAUCGAUAGAUGUAAAGCAAGCGUUACGGUAACAGAGGAUACUGCUGAUACGCUGAGUACUGAACCAGAAAUUGUAGCAUGCUAUACAUAUCCCCAAAGGCAUACACAGUCGCCAGUAAAGGAUGCUGAGAGAACACGAAAGUUGAAACGUAACAAUAGAAGCUCUAGAAGCAGAUCUCGGAGUCGGGAUCGUAACUUGCAUAGUAAGAAAAGAAGAGAGUCUGUUGAAGAUAGUACUAUAACCAACCGAGGCAAAAUAGAGAAGGACAAACGUCAGUAUAUUAAUGAGAACAAGGCCGUAAGACAAGGUACUACACAAGGAUACCAAAUGUCUGAUAUAGAUCGCAUGAUAAUACGCCAAGAAGAGAUUUUAAUGAGGCAAUCGGAAAAAUUCCUAAAACACGUAAAGCAAAUCGUUGAUGAAGAUCAGUAAUGUAUAU